Prunus armeniaca (apricot) is the source of this 1827-nucleotide messenger RNA. NCBI's taxonomy places the organism in Eukaryota, Viridiplantae, Streptophyta, Magnoliopsida, Rosales, Rosaceae. The record is from the annotation of a GenBank genome assembly.
AUGGUAACUCUGGGUUCAGGGGUUCUGGUGAAGCUUGUUGAAGAAAUGGGAAGUUCCGGAAAGGCCUCGAAUGACCGAAAGCCCGUGUUGCUACAAAUCAGAAGCAUCAUUCCUGUGUUGGCAGAGGAUGAUCUUUGGCCUAAUCAGGGGUUUUACUUGAAGGUUUCAGAUUCUUCACAUGCCAUGUUUGUGUCGUUGCUUCAAGAACAGGAUGACAUGGUUCUUUGCAACCAACUGCAACUUGGGCAGUUGAUAUUUGUAGAAAAAUUGGAGGCAGCACACCCGGUGCCAGUGCUUAAAGGUAUAAGGCCUCUCCCGGGUCGAUUUCCCUGUGUUGGAAAUCCUGCAGAUCUUUUUGCCAUAGAUAAGUUGGUGAAUUCUAAAGGGGCAUCUGAUUUAGUUAUGGAGAAGGAUAGAGGUGUGGAGAAGAAGCCUCGGGGCAGAUAUCGAUCUUUAAGUGCCUCCAAGUCCUGCCCAAGUGAGAAGAAAAGGGCCUCUAGGCCUGGAAAUUGUGAUGUGGGUGAGAGGGAAAUGCGUGUUGUGACAAGGGGGUUUAGGAAAAUAAGCUCUAGUUUUGUAGAGAAAUAUAGUGAUUCCGAUAGCACAUUGUCUUCUUCUUCGUCUGUGCUGACAGUGAAGAGAAAGAGCUGGAAUGGGGCAGAACAAGUUGCAGACUCCCUAGUUGUCAAGCAUGGGAUGAAGCCAACUGGUCGACGUAGCUGCAGUGCUCAUGCUUCUCCAGUUCGUUCUGCUAAGUGUCACAGUUCAGAUGACAAGUCAAGUCCCAAAACAAGAAGAAUUAGUGAUGACAUAGCUAAGAAAUCUGUUAAAAAUUCCAACAGUAGGAUCUCCGUCUCAGCGAAAAAUUGUGAGCAGUCCUUAGAUCCACCAUUGAUGUUUAAUCCGGCUAAUGAUAAGAAAUGGUCAGAAAGUAAGAUAGUGUGGAACUCCCUGCCCCCAACAUUAGUGAAACUUGGCAAGGAGGUACGAAGACACAGGGAUGUUGCUGUGCUUGCUGCAGUGGAGGCUUUGCAAGAGGCUUCUGCUGCUGAGAGUUUGCUCAAAUGUCUAAGCACAUACUCAGAAGUCCAGUCAGCCAAGAGGGAGGAACAGCAACCAUCAGUAAACAAAUUUUUCGACCUACAAGAUGACCUGGCUCGAACUCGAUUGAUUGUUCAAUCCUUGACCAACAUUAGUCCUCUAAAAGCUAAUGAAAAAAAUCCAAGCAGCUCUGCUUCCAUUGGGGAAGCAUUGGUACUUGCACUGGACCGAAAGAAAAAUGCAACUUCAUGGAUCAAAACAGCUUUGGCAGCUGAUCUUAUUACCCCACCUUCUGGCCCUGGUAGUGUUUCAAUGGAGGUUAAACACAAAUCUCAUAAAUCAAGUAAAACUCAUGGUGAUGGUAAACCAAAGGGUACAUGUAUAGUUAAAAUCAAGCAUAAAAGUGAUGCUCAUUUUGGAUUGGCCAUAGAGAAGGAAAAUUCACAAGAUUGGGUAAAGGGAAGUGCUUUAUCUGCCGCUGCAGACCUGGAAAACAGAUUGCAUGAUGAAUGUAGAAAAUGGUUUUUGGCUGCCUUGGAGAGUUACUUGGAUGAAGUCAAGAGCAAAACUGUUUCCAUGGAAUCAGACAACCAUGUAGCUGAAAUGAUGUGUCAGAUUAAGAAGGUUGGUGACUGGUUAGAUGUGAUUGUCAACAAAGAUGAUUCUGAAUUGGAAGCUUGUGUGAGGAUCAAAAACAAGAUCUAUGGGGUGCUUUUAAAGCAUGUGGAGAGAACUGCCAUGGUUUUAGAACACAUGAAUGCAAUGAUUGAAGACCAGCAACAAUGA